Molecule: messenger RNA, 2731 nt
Organism: Neltuma alba
Lineage: Eukaryota; Viridiplantae; Streptophyta; Magnoliopsida; Fabales; Fabaceae
Product: L-type lectin-domain containing receptor kinase IV.1-like
Exons: 1
Coding region: 58-2076 (672 amino acids)
Biological process (GO): protein phosphorylation
Molecular function (GO): carbohydrate binding; ATP binding; protein kinase activity
Source: RefSeq, a predicted model, not a curated record
AUAUCAGACAUAGAAGGCGGUGACUGGGCAAUAGAGGUAGUGGAAGCAAAGCCAGCCAUGAUCAUCAUCAAGCUCGUCGUCACGCUGCUUUUGCUAGCGACAGUAUUUGCAACUUCGGAAGGUACAAGCUUCAUCUACAAUGGCUUCCGCUCUGCUAAUUUAGCCAUUGACGGCGUUUCUUCCCUCCUCUCCGACGGCCUUCUCCGACUCACCAGCGGCACCAAGCAACAAAAAGGUCACGCCUUUUACUCUGAGCCUAUAGCAUUCGUCAAAAACUCGUCUUUCUCUACCUCUUUCGUUUUCGCCAUUAGAUCUGAAUACCCGACUCUGAGUGGUCAUGGAAUAGCUUUCGUAAUUUCUUCAACAAAGACACUCCCAGGUGCUCUGCCCAGUCAAUUCCUUGGCCUCUUCAAUGAAACUAACAAUGGCCACCCCACAAACCAUGUACUCGCAGUAGAACUCGACACCAUUCAGAACAGCGAGUUCGAGGAUAUCAAUGAUAACCAUGUCGGAAUUGACAUUAACGGCUUGAAUUCAGUGAAAUCUGCUCCUGCUGGAUAUUAUGCUGAUGGGUCUCAGUUUCAGAACUUGAGCCUUAUCAGUGGCCUUCCAAUGCAAGUGUGGCUGGACUAUGAUGGCGGCAAGAAUCAAAUUAGUGUCACCUUGGCUCCAAUCAAUGUUAAAAAACCAGAGACUCCAUUGUUAACGUUGUCCCAUGAUCUUUCCCGCAUUCUAAGGAGGUCUAGUUAUGUCGGAUUCUCAUCUUCCACGGGUUCAAUCUCAACUUCUCAUUAUAUUCUUGGUUGGAGCUUUAAGCUUAAUGGGAAGGCUGAAAACCUCGUAAUCACUGAACUCCCAAAGCUUCCUCAACUAGCUGAUGGUAAAAACGAGCAGUCUAUGAUUUUGCUAGUUGGAAUGCCUUUGAUUUCUGUCUGUUUAAUUUUUCUGUUAAGUUUGUCUGUUGUUCAUUUUAUAAAGAGAAAAAAGAAGUUUUCUGAGAUGCUUGAAGAUUGGGAGCAAGACUACGGUCCUCACAGGUUCAAAUACAAGGAUCUCUACAUUGCCACAAAGGGAUUCAGAGAGGAAUUGCUUCUGGGAAGUGGUGGUUUUGGUAGAGUCUACAAAGGGAUAAUGCCAAUUUCAAAAAUUGAGGUUGCUGUGAAAAGAGUAUCCCAUGAAUCUCGACAAGGUAUGAGGGAAUUUGUGGCAGAAAUUGUAAGUAUUGGUCGUCUUCGUCAUCGAAACCUUGUACCUCUUUUAGGGUAUUGCAGGCGAAAAGGAGAACUUCUUUUAGUUUAUGAUUUCAUGCCAAAUGGAAGCUUGGAUAAAUACCUCUAUAAUCAACCUAGAGUGACAUUGAACUGGACACAGAGAUUUCGGAUCAUCAAAGGGAUAGCUUCAGGAUUAUGCUAUUUGCAUGAGGAAUGGGAGCAAGUGGUUGUUCACAGAGACAUAAAAGCCAGCAACAUUCUUCUAGAUUCAGAAUUAAAUGGAAGGUUAGGGGAUUUUGGUCUUGCAAGAUUAUGUGACCACGGCAGUGAUCCUCAAACCACACACGUGGUCGGAACUCUUGGGUAUCUUGCCCCAGAGCAAACCAGAAUAAGGAAGGCCACGACAAGCUCAGAUGUUUUUGCUUUUGGUGCUUUCACGCUUGAGGUCGUGUGUGGAAGAAGGCCUAUAGAGCAAGGAGGAGGAAGCGACGGUGUCGUUUUGGUGGAUUGGGUUUAUGGUUUCUUCAGAAGGGGUGAAAUUGUUGAGGCAAAGGAUCAGAAUUUACCUAUGGGAAGAGAGUAUAGGGAAGGGGAGGUGGAAUUGGCCUUGAAACUUGGGCUUCUGUGUUCAAAUUCUGAACCAUUAAGGAGGCCUAACAUGCGUCAAGUUGUGCAAUAUUUAAAUGGGGAUGUACCUUUGCCUGAUUUGUCUUCAUUAAUAUCAUCAUCAUCAUCUUCUGGGUUAACGUUUGGGCAUCGUCAAGAGACUCAUCAUGAUUCUGCCAUGUCCUUCCCAUCUUCUAUAGACGGCUCAUUUUCUCAGAGUUCGUCCAUAGCUGAGUCUCUUUUAUCCGGAGGUAGAUGAUUUUGGUCUUCCAAAUGCGUAUGAUUAUUGAUUUGUGUAUUGGUACUUCCUUUCACUUAUUUUUUUCAUUUUAAUUUUCGAUAGGAUCUUGAUUUUACUGUUUGGUUUUUGUAUUCUAUGGUUGUUGGAAAGGAAAUACGAUAGUUUACCAAAGUAUUGAUGCUCGGUAUAGUUGGGAGAAACUAUGUUGUUAUAGAUACCAACAAUUUGUGUAUGAAUCAAUUGUUUGCUAAAAACUCGUGAACAACAAAACACUUCCAAUAAGACAUUUACAAAUUUACUCAUGGCAACUUGAAAUUUUAAUAAAUAAAUUAAUAAAAACUUAAGGAAAAAAAUAACGAAAUACAAAUAAGUACUUUCUGAUUCUGGACGACACACAUUGGUGUCGAUUCUAAAAAACUCGUUCAACGCAGCGUGAUCGGAGCAGCAAAGAAGUCGUUCAUCCAUCACGAAUUCAAUAGUAUCUGUGCAAUUUCAGAUAUAAAUACUCCAUAUGUAGUAUAACUGACUAGUCAAGUUACAUAUAUUACGCCAGCAAAACAGGAGAGAGGUGAUGAGGCUGGACCACUUCAUACGCGUCUCAGAAACAUAAACAUUUUUACAUUUCAAAUGUACUCUUUGGUUCGGAAAUUAGAGCCACCUCCAUGGCACAUUG